This is a messenger RNA of Ixodes scapularis (black-legged tick), 4579 nucleotides long. RefSeq names its product lysophospholipid acyltransferase 5 (gene nes). Gene Ontology annotation, biological process: phosphatidylcholine biosynthetic process; lipid modification. The record is from RefSeq and is a predicted model, not a curated record. Lineage: Eukaryota; Metazoa; Arthropoda; Arachnida; Ixodida; Ixodidae. Bases 218 to 1627 code for a protein of 469 amino acids. Gene Ontology annotation, cellular component: membrane. Gene Ontology annotation, molecular function: lysophospholipid acyltransferase activity; 1-acylglycerophosphocholine O-acyltransferase activity. The transcript is spliced from 13 exons.
UUUAGUCACCAGUCGCACCAGCUGACACCAGUCGUACGCGCCGCUUGUGCAGUGCGUGUGAGUGUGAACGUACGGUUGGUGCUGUCUUCCUUCAUGCUCUUGUGGCGUUAUCCCCUCCGCUUCAGCUGACUCGUAUUCCUCGUUGAUCGACGUUCGACGACCGCCCCGGUGCCACCCGUCCAUUCAAAGGCCUGGGACUCGUGAGAGCAUCGCCACCAUGACCACGGCAUCGGACGAGCCGGGCAUCGUUGGGCAGCUCGCCUCCUACCUGGGCUCAUCGGAGCCGGCGUUCCGCUUGCUGCUCACCGUCCUCGCAGGGUAUCCACUGGCCCUGGUGCAUCGCAACUUCUUCCUCAACAAGAAUCCUGUGUCGCAGCACCUGUACUUCACUGUUUGCGGCUUGCUGCUGUGCUGCUUCAACUAUGGGUUCAACGUCUACCACUCGCUGCUCAACAUCCUGGUCGUUUACGCCGUGCUCAGGCUCAUUGGUGGCACCCUGGCCUCGGUCGCCUUCAGCUUCAUCUUUUGCAUGGGCUACUUGGUGCUCGGCUACUACUUCACAGCGACCAAGGAGUACGACAUCACGUGGACCAUGCCUCACUGCAUCCUGGCCCUCAGGCUCGUCGGUCUGGUGUUCGACGUCUACGAUGGCAAGAAGGACCCCGCGACUCUACCCUAUGAUCAGAAGCGGACGGCCCUGCAGGGCGUUCCUUCACUGCUGGAAGUGAUGGGACACUCAUACUUCUUUGGGGGAUUCCUGGUGGGUCCACAGUUCCCCAUGAAGCGGUACCUGGACUUUGUGCAAGGCACCUUCUUCACCAAGAAGGGCGAGAAGCCAUCCUGCAUAGUGCCGGCCCUGAUGCGGAUGGGGCUGGGCCUGCUCUGCCUGCUCUUCAGCCAGUUGGGCUCCCUCUGGUUAGACGAGAAGUACAUGCUCUCCGACGAGUACAUGACCCACAACCUGGCUGGGCGGUACCUCUUCAUGGGGCUGUGGCAGGUUGUGACGCUGCACAAGUAUGUCGCCUGCUGGCUGCUGGCCGAGGGCAGCUGCAUCAUGGCCGGCCUGACACACAAUGGGAAAGACGAGAACGGCAACGAUUUGUGGAACGGCUGCGUCAACAUUUCCGUCUGGAAGUUCGAGACCACAACCACCUUUGAUGGCAUCAUUAAAACAUUCAACAUCAACACCAACCUUUGGGUUGCCCAGUAUGUGUUCAAGCGCCUCCGCUUCCUGGGCAACAAGCAGCUGUCGCAGCUCCUGGCCCUCCUGUUCCUGGCCGUGUGGCACGGCCUGCACUCGGGCUACUACGUCUGCUUCUUCAACGAGUUCAUCGUCAUGAAGUUCGAGAAAGACAUGGUGGAGGUGAUAGAGCGGGUGGACUGGCUGAAGCGCCUAGUCUACCACCGGUACCUCCAGGUGCCCCGCUUCAUCCUGCUCAAGCUGUAUGUGCUCUGUAUGUUCGGCUACUGCAUCGUGCCUUUUGCGCUGCUCUCCUUUGACCGGUACACCCAGGCUUACGGCCGCAUCUACUGGCUAGGGCACAUCGUGUACCUGGGCUGGUUCCCCCUGGCCCCCUUCGUCUUCAAAGCCCUGCCCAGGAAGAAGUCUGAGGAAAAGGCACAGUGAGGCAGACGCACGCCGUAGCAGCGUGCGACACGAACGGCCCUCGCGCGACUUCGAUUGGCCCGGUUAUGGAACCGCACCGUUCCUUCUCUUUUCUCUUUCAUCGCUGGGGCAGGACCUUGUUGGCUUCCCAUUCAUCUCUCGCGGCCUUGACGCAUUCCUUCGACUCCCUCGUCUUCCAAGCGAGAGAGCCAGAAGAAUGUGUGCGAAGGGGACAUGUUUUGUUCGCGAGACGGAGUGCCGUUAGGUCAGUGCGCAUUGCGCGGCAGCCAAUGGGACGAUUUGGAUCUGUCUCGGUUUCGACUGUGUGUGCAUUCGCCGAGCAAUACGUUAUGCAAAGCGUCGGAGCCAGCGUAUUAGCCGGGCAACUAGGUCUACGCAAUGGGAUUCUUGUUGGGAAGUGUCUAUGCAAGCGACGCAGCCACGGGGAAGCACGGGCGUGCAGGCGGAGGGCGAAAAGGAAGGAGGGGAAACAGUUCGGAUCGUUCCUUUCACCAACCCCUUUUUCGUCUCCAAGCGUGGGUUAGGUAGGUAUGCACAACACGACCAAGCUGACAUUGUCGCACAAUCUUUCGCUGUACAAACGGCCAUACUUACGAGAGCGCGCCUUUCCGGCAGCGUCCGUCUUCAUUAGAGAAACCCCCAGAUUCGCCAGAAACUCCUCGUUAACGAUCGUAAUGCACAAUUAAUUUCUUCGCUGUGCGUUCCGACUCGGUAGUACCAGCCCUGCACCAAGUUGAAGCCCUUUUUCUCUCUUGCUUAACAUUAGAUUCAGUGGUACAAUUGCAUCAUGCAGGGCACCCGUGCCAACAAUAUCUCUCCACAACGACGUUUCUGUGGCGCACGGGUCUACCCAGUUUUUGCCGAAAGUUGCAAGAGUUGUGGUAUAUUAAGUUGCAGCUAAGCGUCCUCGUGUGAAGAUAGGCCUCAUAUUUUUUGUGUCCCAGCCACUAGAAUGGAGGCACUUGCAAAAACAUUGCGAUGAUAUCAAGACAAUAGGUAUUUUGGCUAUCGAGACUCGUCUCUAGUUAGAGCAGUGGUUUCAACCACUGAUGUUUCGAGGACCCCGUCUGGAUCAGCGGAAGUGAUGGGGGACCCCAUUUACUGGGGGGAGAGGGCGGUAUUUCACAUUGCAAUGGAAAAGGGGAAAAGAGUAAAUUGAAGGAAAUUGAUGCAUGCAAACCAACUUCGCAGUCCUGAAAUAGAAAACCAACCCUACUUACUCAGUGCAUAUAAUUUUGUCUAUUUAGCUUUGCAAGACAGCCAGCAACAAUAAAAAAAAAGAAAAAUGUUUUAGUGCUCUGCUUGACUGAUGGUCUAAUUCAGUGGCUCUCAACCAUUGAUGGUUUGUGGACCCCUUGUGGAUCAGCGGAGAUGAUGGAGGACCUUGUUUGGUAAUUACGUUAAUUAUUUAAUAAAUGGAUAUAACUAAGGGCUAGUGUGAAGUAGGCUUCGCUCAUUGACGUACACACGAGAAAAGUCACCUGAAAAUUGGAAUGUUUUUCUCCAUCUGAAAUAAGAAAACUUUCUUGCCGUGCUUGACCGAUGAAGCAGGGCUUGGCGGACCCCUAGAAUUGGGGUGACCAUACUCCUCAAGGUAGAAAACGAGACAUUUCAGGAAGGGGGGUGCAUACAAAAGAUUGUUGAACUUCGAAACAUACUCAUUGUGAAGAUCUUCGUUAGCACACACGUGCAUUUUUUCGCCAUUUUAGAAAAAUAGGGAGGCUCAAGUGAGGGUGGGUGCAAUUGCUAGAUCAGGGGUCACAGGAUAUGGAUGCCAUUUGAUUGCUAAAUUUUGCUGGGAGUCUACAGGGCAAAGGGCCGCUUUAUUUCCUAGCUCAGGUAUUAAGAGCCCAUUAAUGCGUUUGAAUAAUUUAUGCAAGGUGUAAAUGAUUACUUUUCCAUAGCCACCAGUUUUGUUCCGAUAGGUUAAGUAUUUGUUCAACGCGAAAAAUGGUCAAUUCCGCCAUCUUGGACGUCACUGCUUGUCUGGCAACCCUGCUUUCUCCUUUCAACGUUUGCAAUUCCCAGAGCGAUAAAGGAUACGCCAAGGCGUUCGUUGCUUGCAAUGGGAGGCGAGAGGAGGAAAGGCGAAUGGAGCAGCAGAGUUGCAACAGAAUGGGCGUCUGCUCUCGUGCAAGCAACAGUGGCACAUAUCCUCUCCCUCAGGCGCCGCCAUUAAAUUGCAAACCCUCCAGGUUUUGAGUUGCUCCCACCCUCACUAAAGUGUAGCCAACAGAGAUUCUACACGAGUGCUAUAUCCAGUAACUCAAAAAAAUUUCUACAAACGCGUCUUUGCGAGAGAAAAAGUGUUUGUGGGCAAGAACAGGUCUAAAUUUUACUCUCUGGGAAAUAAUUUAAAAUACCUAUGGUUAUUUUUGUAAAAUAUACUUGUAACGAGUAGGCGUAGUUUCGGUUGACUUCAACUCGCUUGCUGCCGAUUUCGAAACUAUGCACUCCUGCAAAAGUGGGACAUGAUUUUUAUUGGGACAAAAAGACGGGACGGCAGAAGCGGACCUCAAAAAUGGGACUGUCCUGGCCAAAACGGGACAUCUGGUCACCCUUCCUAAAAUGCCUUUGCGGACCCCCAUUUGAGAACAACUGGUCUAAGUCUUCAGGGACCUGAAGAAGACCUUCAGGGAUCCCAAAGGGUCCACAGACCCCCAUUUGAGAACCAUGCCUUAGAGCAAAUCGCAUACUUCCUUGGCAAGUAGGAAUCGCUCAUUGUUUGCACAUAGGCAAAAAACGGGAGUUGGUUUAGCACAAUUUGCUGCACUAAGGUUGGUUCAACGAGCCCUUGUACUUACGACAGUUAUGUGCGGCACUUGUCGCCAUCCUGUCCAACCUUCCUAGGGCAGCUAGAAAUUCUAGGAGUGUAAAACUUGCCAUCUUGUAUAGUGUUUUCUCAAUUUCUGCGUGCAGUUUCAAGAAUAAAGACAUGCUUUGGACAAUGUU